Molecule: messenger RNA, 636 nt
Organism: Anopheles maculipalpis
Lineage: Eukaryota; Metazoa; Arthropoda; Insecta; Diptera; Culicidae
Exons: 2
Coding region: 1-636 (211 amino acids)
Source: RefSeq, a predicted model, not a curated record
AUGGUGCGCCAGUACCGUAGCAACUGCACAAUCUACCAAAGUGGUGGAGAAACGCGUGAGCUCGGUACGGCGUUCAUGGUGCUAGGUGCGAUGCAACAACGGGUGAUUGGAUGUACGCACCUUGGGAGCAAUGAUGACGAGGAGAAGCUCUUCUUUACGCAGCUGGAGAGGGAGUAUGACCGCUGCCCACAACAUGAUGUGAAGAUCGUCAUCGGAGACCUUAAUGCUCAGGUCGGACGGGAGGAGGCAUAUAAACCAACAAUUGGAAGCUUCAGCUCCCACCAGCUGACAAACGACAACGGCCUCAGGCUUAUCAAUUUUGCCUCCUCCAAGCACAUGAGCAUUCGCAGCACCUUUUUCCAGGACGCACCUCGGUUUACCUAUGCCUGGAGAUCACCACUACAAACCUACUCCCAAAUCGACCACGUUCUAAUAGACGGAAGGCACUUCUCUAACAUUAUCGACGUGAAAACGUACAGAGGCGCAAACGGCGACUCGGACCAUUUCCUGGUAAUGGUAAAUCUGCGCCAGAAACUCUCUGUGGUUAACAACCAACGGAGCAAGCCUACCGCAAGGCUCAAUCUGGGUCGGCUGAGUCAAGCUUAUGUGGCAGAGGGGUAUGCGGCUCUCGGGUAA